Messenger RNA from Xenopus laevis (African clawed frog), 3027 nucleotides. It is a transcript of the gene slc24a1.L, whose product is annotated as sodium/potassium/calcium exchanger 1. Bases 341 to 2455 code for a protein of 704 amino acids. NCBI's taxonomy places the organism in Eukaryota, Metazoa, Chordata, Amphibia, Anura, Pipidae. The transcript has 10 exons. The record is from RefSeq and is a predicted model, not a curated record.
UCUGGCUGUGUGUCCUUCAUACCUGACCCUCAACAGAUUUGAGCUGGUGGAGAUUUGCUGGUGAUGGGGACAUCCCCUAUUCCCUUGUCAGUUUACUGAAGACUGCGGGGCAAAUGCUUCCACGGAAUUACCUGCUGGCUGCUAUGUUCAGGGUUUCAUGUGAUGCCAGGCUGCUAACCUCAGAUCUGAAAAGUAUUAGGACCCAAGAGUGCAAUGCAGCAACACAAGGACAAGACAAUAUGAAAAAUCGUCCAUAACAAAAUACGUCCUCGUACUGAUCAGCUUUGGAGAAUAUUGUAUUUCCCCCCACAAAAGCUGGUAUAAUCGAUAAACUAUUAAAAUGCAUUUCCGCAGGAGGAAAAGGCUGCAGUGGAACAGAAUUUUGUUCCUGGUGUCUGUGAUGUUUCUUUGUUCACUGUACCAGCUGUCUGUCAACCAUAAUGUAGACACCGGACCUUGGACUGAGACGGAACUGGAGGAUCCCAUCUCUGUGAGGGAGAUACAAGAAAAAGAGCUUAUUAGUGUGACAGUUAGAGAACUAGGAAACCAGUCAAUCCCAACAGCCACCACUACUUCUACUACCUCCACCCCCACUACAGAAAAAAUAACAGAAAGGACCAAAAUUAGGCACUGUAUUCAUGUGGACCCGGAUCCAAUAACACCCCCCAUCAAACCAAGACCUACUACUGCUUUAACAACAACCACAGAAAAGACUACACGUCCCACAAAACCUCCUUUGCCUCAUGCCAAAGGGGAGUACCCUGAGGACUUGUUCAGCAUAGAGGAGCGCAGGAGAGGUUGGGUGUCACUUCACAUCUUUGGCAUGAUGUAUGUAUUUGUGGCCCUUGCUAUUGUUUGUGAUGAAUUCUUUGUCCCAGCUUUGGGGGCGAUCACCGAGAAGUUACAGAUUUCUGAAGACGUUGCUGGUGCAACUUUCAUGGCAGCUGGAGGGUCUGCACCUGAACUCUUCACAUCUCUCAUUGGUGUAUUUAUUUCUCACAGCAAUGUUGGCAUUGGCACCAUUGUGGGUUCUGCUGUUUUUAACAUAUUGUUUGUUAUUGGCACAUGUGCCCUCUUCUCAAGGGAGAUCCUUUACUUGACUUGGUGGCCCCUCUUUAGGGAUGUCUCCUUCUAUAUCCUUGACUUGAUUAUGCUCAUCAUUUUCUUCCUCGAUAACGUGAUCCUAUGGUGGGAGAGCAUGCUGCUGCUACUUGCCUAUGGGCUAUAUGUGGCCUUCAUGAAGUUAAAUGUACAGGUGGAGGCAUUGGUGAAACAACAGCUCUCCAAACAGAGAUGCCUCGUUAAAGUCAUGGCUUUGGAAGACACAUCCAAGAAAGGCAAUGGAGCAGUUGCACAGGAUGAACCGAAGCCGCCAGAAGACAACAAUAGGUUAAAACUGAAACCAUUCCUCACUCGAGGGGGGAGCUCAGCCUCACUGCACAACAGCACCAUGCGCAGCACCAUCUUCCAACUUAUGAUUCAUACCUUGGACCCUCUCGGAGAAGCAAAAUUUAAAGACAAGGCUGAAAUCAUGAACAACCUGGCCAAGGCCAAAGUAGAAACAGAGGCCAAAAAAGGACUGAAAGUCAAAGAUGAUAGAGAUGACGCUGAUCUCCCCAAUACUGUGAAUGUACAAGUAACACCAGCCACUGGCUCAGAACCCUCCAGAGAUGCUGAUGAUGAAGGAAUGGACAAAGAUGAUGUUCAGAAAAGAGCAAGAGAAGGAGGUGGUGGAGGGGACAGCUCUGGCAACAGCAGCAGUGGUGAUGACAGUGAUGAUGAUAGUGAUGAUGAGGACAGUGAUGAUGAUGAUGAUGAGGAGGAGGAAGAAGUGGAUGAGCCUCUGUCUCUGGAGUGGCCAGAAACUAAGAGAAAGCAGAUCACUUACCUGUUGCUUCUGCCCAUAGUCUUUCCUCUGUGGCUGACACUGCCUGAUGUUAGAAUUCUGAAAUCUCGGAAGUAUUUUGUGGUGACGUUCCUGGGAUCUAUAAUGUGGAUCGCUGUAUUCUCAUACCUGAUGGUAUGGUGGGCACACCAGGUGGGAGAAACAAUAGGGAUAUCAGAGGAGAUCAUGGGACUGACCAUCCUGGCAGCCGGCACAUCCAUUCCUGACCUCAUCACUAGUGUCAUUGUAGCAAGGAAGGGCCUUGGGGAUAUGGCGGUCUCCAGCUCUGUGGGGAGCAAUAUCUUUGACAUAACUGUCGGAUUGCCAUUUCCUUGGUUCCUGUUUUCAGUGUUUAACGGCUUUAGCCCUGUGGCAGUCAGCAGCAACGGCCUCUUCUGCGCCAUCGUCCUCCUCUUCCUCAUGCUCCUCUUUGUCAUAUUCUCCAUCGCCGCCUGCAAGUGGAAAAUGAACAAGUUCCUGGGCUUGACCAUGUUCACGUUGUACUUUGUGUUUGUCAUUGUCAGCGUCAUGCUAGAGGACCGGAUCAUUGUGUGCCCUAUUUCCAUAUGAACCAACCCCGAGUAGCAACUCCGCUCCACUCUUUUCAUUAGAAAGCCCAUCAGUUGAUUAUAAUCUUUGAGUACAACUGUAUUUUGUGCAAAUUCUUCAAGUGGUAGGACUGACCUUGACAAUGGAUUUGUUUUCUUAUUUCUUUUUUUAUAUAAAUAUGUGUAAUAUGGUUACUUUCUAUAGAAAGCAGAGUAUUAGAUAACCACUCUACUAACAUCCUUCCUGGAGGCCUUAGCUGAUUGAAUCCUUCAUUUAUUAUCUAUAGAAACACUUGGGGAGGACAUGUUGUGGGUCUCCGGCCGUUAGUCUGCUGUUGUACAACUUGAAAUGCAAGUAUUGCCUCUAUCUGAGCAGGUCCAACAAAGUCCUUCCCUAGAAACAAGAUGUGCACAGCAGAAAUUGACCCAUUGAUAGUUUGGAGGGCAGAUCAUCUAGGAUAAAAUACAAACCGAGGGUAUAGUUUCAUAUUUAUUUUAUUCAGGGCAGUGUCCUGUCUCAGGGUAUCUGCACAGAAAGUGGUUUUGGACUUCUAGUGGGUUUAUUUCCAUAACAAUAAACUACAAUUAAAACCA